AUGCAUGAGCAGCUUGCGGAUCCCAGCUACUGCCUCCCCGACUGUCCCUGUUCCGACCACAUGGCGUCAACUACGACAACUGCCCUCACCACCGAUGCUCAGCAUUCGCGUGCCCCUCCACCGUCCAUAGCCGCCAUCUCCGUCGUCUCUGUCACAACUUUCGCGGUGACGACGGCCUCCACCACAACUACCACUCCCGCCACCGAGCAAAAGGCUCCCGACUGCCUGUCAACCACCACCUCAAAAUUUCCACCUCGAUUCCCAGCGAACUGA
Messenger RNA from Spirometra erinaceieuropaei, 273 nucleotides. Lineage: Eukaryota; Metazoa; Platyhelminthes; Cestoda; Diphyllobothriidea; Diphyllobothriidae. The record is from the annotation of a GenBank genome assembly.